This is a messenger RNA of Malaclemys terrapin pileata, 5998 nucleotides long. RefSeq names its product lysophosphatidic acid receptor 2 (gene LPAR2). The record is from RefSeq and is a predicted model, not a curated record. Gene Ontology annotation, molecular function: lysophosphatidic acid receptor activity. Gene Ontology annotation, biological process: G protein-coupled receptor signaling pathway. Bases 2894 to 3928 code for a protein of 344 amino acids. The transcript is spliced from 4 exons. Gene Ontology annotation, cellular component: membrane. NCBI's taxonomy places the organism in Eukaryota, Metazoa, Chordata, Testudines, Emydidae.
AUUUAUUUGUUUUUCCUAAAGCUAAUUAAGUAUUUUAGGAAAAAGUGUGGGAGCGGCCACCAGCAAGAGUUGGUGGCCGCACUCUGAGGCCACCAAACAUUUUUUUCCUGAGAACCCCUGUGUUAGAGAACCAAGAUGCUGAGAAGUUUUUGUGUAAUAGUCAGGGUUCGCCUGAUCUCACUUGCUUGUUUAUGGGGCUGUUAUUUCAUAGUCCUUUAAUGAGGUUAGAAUUCUUAAUUAACUCCUCAUUAUCCCGAUCUCAAGCCACACAGCAGGGGAAACUCAUGCAGGCAGGUGCCAGGGGAGAGUUUCUGAAUAGCUGCAAAACACAAACACUGGUUUCUCCAAUGCAAACGUUUUGUACCACUCAGCGUGGGAUGUUGGCUGCAGAAGGAAAUGAUGAUGGGGCUUGAAAUUACAUUAGGUGCCAGGCACCUUCAUCUUGUUCAGCUUCUCCCAUGCAAACUGCAACUCAGAUACUGCAUAUGGCUAAAGAGCAGCAAGUAAUGAGGGGGGACGGGGACACGAAAAGGCUUAGGCCAAGGCAAAAGUGGUUGUUUCACAUUUGUUUUGGAAAAUAAUGGAGGAGAGGCAGGGAGGCUGCUCUGGAUCGCUGUAGCUGCAGAGGAGAAGACUCUUGUACCCACUGUGGUGAGGGAGAGCAGAAACCAGCCCUAUGUAAGGAAGGGUAACAGGUGGAGGAGGGGAGUAAGAAAAGGCAGUGGUUCUCAACCAGGGGUAUGUGUACCUCUGGGGGUACGCAAAGGUCUUCCAGGAGUACAUCAACUCUAGAUAUUUGCCUAGUUUUACAACAGGCAACGUAAAAAUCCUAGCGAAGUCAGUACAAACUAAAAUUUCACACAGACAAUGACUCGUUUAUACUGCUCUGUGUACCAUACACUGAAAUGUAAGUAAAAUAUUUCUAUUCCAGUUGAUUUAUUUUAUAAUAUGGUAAGCAUGAGAAAAUAAGCAGUCUUUCAGUAAUAGUGUGCUGUGCCACUUGUAUUUUUAUGUCUGAUUUUGUAAGCAUGUAGUUUUUAAAGGAGGUGAAACUUGUGGUACCCAAGACAAAUCGGCCUUCUGAAAGGCGUAGAGGAGUCUGGAAAGGUUCAGAACCACUGAGCUGGAGGGAUUUAAAAUCAAGGCUUGGAUAUGGGGAGUUGGAACCAUUCUGAGCAGGAGAUGGAGUUCUAGACCUCCCAUUUUCACUUGGGCUCAGUCCCUACGUGCAGGAGUCACUUUCUGGUGCUGAGGGAUUAGGGGGUGCUCUACUGGAGGUACGAUGCACAAUUGCACGUCUGAUGGCAUUUGGGAAAUCCAGUGCAAGCAUAGCUGCUGACUCUUCCCUGCAGCUGUAUUGACUGUGCUAUCGAAGGAAAGGUCAAGCCCUGCUUAGCCGAGGAGGCAAACAUCCCGAGGAGUAAAUCUUUUCUUCCAGAGAAGACGUCUAGACCCAUUUCUGUGUUGAUAGUUGUUUGAGUCAGCGCUCUAAUGCCGCAUGACAUUGAUUGGGAUAAUUCCCUAAAAUGUUUAGUGUUUUUUCCAAAUAAAUUAGCUUCCAUUUUUAAAGUCUGACUUUGCAUCUGCUCUGGGUACCUGAUCCCCAUUGACUUCACCCAGAUUGCUGAUUUGGGCUUCCGCAGGGCAAUCAAGAAGCGUAGUUUAAAAUCUGAAAGAGGUACGUGCUUCAGUGUGUAGGAUUUAUCACCUUGGAGACCAUAGUCCAGCUAGUCCCAUAUCCUGCUUCCACCAGCAAGCGUGUACCUGAUGCUCCAAGGAAAGGUGAACAGCCUUUCCCAGCACUAGAGUGCAGCUGAAGCCUCUCAGUCUUUCCAGGGACCUCAGCAUGGGUGUGGGGAGGAGAGUCGCUCCCUGACCCAGGCAGGGGAUUAGUUCAUACCCUGGAGUAUGAGAUUCAAUUGCCUUUGUACCAAUGUCUUCCCAAGGUAUUAGUGCCAAUGAAGUUAUCCAGCCCCCUGAUAUAUUUUGCUGACCUCCUGCAGCAGUUUAGCGUCUUUGGCCAGGCUCUGUGUUAAAGACCAGACUCUCAGUACUCAUCUGCCCCUUGGCAGACUAGUCUUGCAGUGCCCACCCCUCUAGAAGGAUUAGUAAGACCUGGGAAAAGAGUGCAGUUCAGGACCAGCCGGGAGUUACCAUCAGGCAUUGAGCAACAAAAUAAGCUCAACCAAUUUAAGAGCUGGGCACUCACCAAGCCAGGAACCGCGCGCGGUGCUGCAGGGUGGGUGACAGCUGCAGGGAAUCAAAGGUUUUGUCAGAUUUUUGCUUGAUGUUUGACUGAUAAAGGUCUGUGUUAUGUGCUUUAUUUUCAGUUUUUGAAGUAGAGCAGCUGGAGCAACAAUAACAAUUGCAGUUCUGUCUCCCACACAUAGCUGCUUGGUCGGGAAGCAGAUAUUCCUGAGGAGGAAUCCCUUAUCAGAUCGGGGCAAAUCUCUGAGGCCUGAUCUGUUUCCGGAGUUGUGCUGCAUCCUCAGCAUAAUUUUCCUGGAGUCGGUUGUACUCCACGGGCCCCUGCAGCCCAGCGUCUUGUGCAGCUACUUACAGAAGUGCAGCGUCAGUCACUGAAUUUGUGUUCACCUUGCACUGCAGUGAAUGACUGCACGAGGCAAAGGGUAGCUCUACCCGAGAAACAGUACAGUGACACAGCUGUGCUGCUGCCGAGGAGACACUGACUACAGCAGCGGUUCUUUCAUCGCUGUGUAUAUCCACCUCUCCGAGAGCAGUGACUAGAUCAAUGGAAGAAUUCUCCUGUCAACUUAGCUGUGUCUGCACCAGGGGUUCAGUCAACCUAACCGUGGCGCUGCAAAAGUUUCCCCAACUGAGUGCUAUGUGACGUGUAGACCAGGCCGUGGAGUAUUAGCUCAGGACUGUAAAGAUGAGGCACUGCUACUACAACGAGAGUGUGGGGUUUUUCUACAACAACAGCCGGAAGGAGCUGACCUCCUACUGGAGGACCAAGGAUGUUUUGGUUGUUGUCCUGGGCCUGACAGUCAGCGUCAUCGUGCUCCUGACCAACCUGCUGGUCAUCAGCGCCAUCAUUAUCAACCGGCGCUUCCACUACCCCAUCUACUACCUGCUGGGGAACCUGGCGGCAGCGGACCUCUUCGCGGGCAUUGCCUACAUGUUCCUCAUGUUCCACACGGGGCCCAGGACAGCAGGGCUCUCUCUCAGGACCUGGUUCAUCCGGCAGAGCCUCCUGGACACCAGCCUGACUGCCUCGGUGGUGAACCUGCUGGCCAUCGCAGUGGAGAGGCACCAGACUAUCUUCACCAUGCAGCUGCACAGCUCCAUGUCCAACCAGCGGGUGGUGAUCCUGAUCAUCUGCAUUUGGGUCACAGCCCUGCUGCUGGGCCUCAUCCCGUCCUAUGGCUGGCACUGCCUGUGUGACCUGGGCAACUGCUCCAGGAUGGCGCCCCUCUACAGCAGGAGCUACUUGACCUUUUGGGCCCUCUCCAACCUGGUCAUCUUCCUGAUCAUGGUGGUCGUCUACACUCACAUCUUUGUCUAUGUCAAGAGGAAGAUGACGAGCAUGUCCAAGCACACUAGCUUCCACCCCCGCUACAAGGAGACCAUGAUCAAUCUCAUCAAAACCGUCAUCAUCAUUCUCAGCGCCUUCGUUAUCUGCUGGACUCCAGGGCAGGUGCUGCUCCUGCUGGACGGCCUGGCCUGUGAGAGCUGCAAUGUGCUGGCAAUGGAGAAGUAUGUCCUCUUGCUGGCAGAGAUCAAUUCGCUCAUCAACGCCAUUGUCUACUCCUAUCGGGACAAUGAGAUGCGCAGCACCUUCCGGAAGAUCCUCUGCUUUAUCUGCUACAGGAAUCCCAAAUACUCUCCUGCCUCGGUCAAGUCCAAUGUCACGAAACGCAGGAUUCUCUCGCAGAACGGCCAUUCUAUCAUGGACUCCUCACUGUAGGAGCCUAGCUCAGGGUUCAUUCACGCUGCUCCAUAGCAACCACCCGAGAGCAGAGACCAGGGGUGACCUGUUUGUCAAGCAGAAGAACGUUUAAAAAAAACGAAACUUGUUCGAAAGCAUAAAUGUUUGAAUAAAGAGUGGCGUCAGCAGAAUGGGGCGAAAAGUUGUUAAGGCAGUGCCGAGCAGUGCCUUGCUUGGCACAGACAGACUUUGAGUUACAUACCCACUAUUAAAGAGGUGCUGUUUUUAACAGCACUGUUGAUUUAAUCUAGUAGCCUCCAAAAGGCUUGCUCCACGUUAACCAAGAUGCUUGUACGAGUAUUUCUACACGAGAUACGUAUUGUCUUAGUUCUUCAGUAUUACUACCUACAGGAAUGGUCAUUCCAGUGCUGUGGUAUUCCAGGGCCAGAGCCCAAAGUCGUUUUGCUUAAUCUGUCCUUACUUAUUGAAAUCAGCAAGAACUUUGCUUGAGACUUUUGCCUGAGAGACUUCUGACCCACAGAUUUUGAAAAUCCUGUUCUCUUUAAGGUGUCUCUAGGGAAGAUCCAGUUUAUGUGAAUUCCUUUAUGAGAAGCAGUUUGCUGCUUUGGUGACGUGUCUGUUACUGAAUUUCCAAGUAUUGUGGGCUUUUCCAGAAUGUCUGAGGAACACAUACCACUUUCCUGAGCUGGAGAGUUAAGCUGCAGCUAAAAGCUCCAAUAGCAUUGUUGUUCUGUUAAGUGUACUACACAGUACUUUAUGGUCUUGACUGCAAAUUCAUUGCCUAUUCAUGAAGAUACAGUGAGUCAUGUUCCCAUGAAACUAACCCUUUCUACUCACUAAGAGCCCUUCGAUAGCUUUGUGUUGGAGUCUGAGGCAAUCAGCACUUUCCCCUAGAUUUUAACGUGCAAUUUGUAGCUUAACCCUCAAUUGUUCAAAUAGCAUGUAAACACCAUCAUUUCAAUUGUGGUCUUAAAGGCAAACCAAGACCUCUUUUUGUCUCCGCACAGCACAGAAACAAGAAGCAUUUCUCACCAUCAAUAUGCUUAGAGCCAAAUUCUCUGCUGGAGUAACUCCACUGAUUUCAGUGGAUUUAUGGCACCAGAGUAUUCGGCUCUUGACAUGUAUGUGAACACUGCGAUGAUAUAAGUUGUGAUUGUCAUUUUGGUGCCCCCUUCUGGAGGAAGACAUUUUGCUAUAGAGAGAAUAUUUGUGACACUGGCUGUGUGGGAGACUAAACAAUUCUCCGAACUUCUUCCAUGUCAUUAACAAAACUUUAGGGUGAGAUUUGCAAAAGCACUCAGCAUUGGCCUGAGUCUGCUCCCUUGACUCCAGUGGGAGCAGAGGUAGACCAACACCCGUAACCUUUAACACAAAAUAUUUAAAUUUUUAAAAAGUAAAGAGCCUGAUCCUGUCAGGUGCUGAGCUCCCUCAACUCCCACUGACAUCAGCACGUCUCAGGAUCGGGUCCAGUGUUGUUUGGGGGAUUGCUAAGCCAAUAUGGAAGCCAAUGGAAAUUUGCUGUCUCUUCUCUCAUGUCCAAUGUUACAAUCGUAGUUACUUCUGUUUAGCUAAUGACUGUCACCAGCUGUGGCUCAGAAAUCCAGAUAGAACUAAGAAACAGCUUUCAAACAUGUUGCAUAGCUUAGUCAUGCUGGGAGAGAGAUGUUACCUUUUCAACUUCCGGCUGAGAGAAAAUGGGCAGUGCUUUGCUUGACUGGGAGAGAAUUUUUGUAUCUAAAUAUUUUCCACCAAAAAGAAAAGAGAUUAACCCUGUGGAACAGCUGCAGUUGCACCCUGGGCUUUAUGGGCUAAAUUCUCCGCUGGUGCAGAUUAGCACAUCUCCAUUGAAGUCAAUGGCCAAUUUCCACUAGCAAUGAGGUGGGUCCUAUAUUUGUAGACUCCUGGGGAUUUGUCACUGGUGGUCUUCUGGGCCCAGUACAAACCUAACAGUUUUUCUACAGCUUCUGCAAAAAGUCUUGAAGCACCAAGGCAAUAAAAGUUCCUUUGUCUGAAAAGCAAAGCAAAAUUACAUUAGAAAUAUUUGUCCAGGCUUCCUCUUUUAUUAAAAGGGAAAAAUAAUUAAAAGUG